AUGUAUUCCAGCGCAUUCCCGGGUCUCUGGCGCACCCAUUCCAUGGCAAAACUGCCGAAAUCAAAGCCGGACCCUCGGCAGAGGAGGCGCAGGGACCCCCCGGGGGGCUGGAGGUCCCCCCCGGACUCCAGCAGGUUUCUUGUCAUCCUGCUGAUCCCGGUGACCAGUCCCGGGCUCCGGGCGGCCGUGACCCUGCUGGAGUCCGGGGGGGACCUCCAGCCCCCCAGGGGGUCCCUGCGCCUCCUCUGCCGAGGGUCCGGGUUCGAUUUUGGGAGCUACAACAUGUUCUGGGUGCGCCAGAGCCCCGGGCAGGGGCUGGAGUGGCUCGCAGGGAUCAGCAACACUGGUGGCAGCACCCUCUACGCGCCAUCGUUCAAGGGCCGGGUCACGAUCUCCAGGGACAACGGGCAGAGCUCGGUGACGCUGACCAUGAACAACCUCAAGGACGAGGAUUCCGGAUCCUAUUUCUGCGCCAGAUCUGUCUAUGCUGCUGAUUGGGCUCCAUCUGCUUCCAGUGAAGAUGCCAGCAGCGGGCUCCGGGCGGCCGUGACCCUGCUGGAGUCCGGGGGGGACCUCCAGCCCCCCGGGGGGUCCCUGCGCCUCCUCUGCCGAGGGUCUGGGUUCACUUUUGGGAAUUUUGACAUGUACUGGAUCCGCCAGAGGCCCGGACUGGCGCUGGAAUACAUCGCAGGGAUCAGCAGCGGUGGUGGCAGCACCUACUACGCGCCCUCGGUGCAGGGCCGGUUCAGGAUCUCCAGGGACAACGGGCAGAGCUCGGUGACGCUGACCAUGAACAACCUCAAGGACGAGGAUUACGGAUCCUAUUUCUGUGCCAAGGGUGCUAGUAGUGCUUGGGCUGAAAGUGCUGGAUUUGUUGACGUGACCCAUGGUGUCCCCAUCCCCAAUCUCCGAGUCCCCCCCGUCCCCAGAGCCCAGAACCUUCCCCCAGACCCCAGCCCCAGCCCCAGCUCUUGA
Passer domesticus (house sparrow) is the source of this 975-nucleotide messenger RNA. Its product is annotated as Ig heavy chain Mem5-like. The record is from RefSeq and is a predicted model, not a curated record. Lineage: Eukaryota; Metazoa; Chordata; Aves; Passeriformes; Passeridae. Bases 1 to 975 code for a protein of 324 amino acids. Gene Ontology annotation, cellular component: blood microparticle. Gene Ontology annotation, molecular function: antigen binding. Gene Ontology annotation, biological process: immunoglobulin mediated immune response. The transcript has 4 exons.